UUAGAGGGGUUGAGAAUGUAUAGGGGGAAGGUAAAGACGAAGAUGGUGCAAUGCAAGAGGAGGAGGUGGCAUAUGAGCAUGAGCAUGAGCAGAGGGAUGAUGGUUCAGUGCAACAACACUAAUAACAACGUGUGCAACUGCAAGCACUCUCCCUCGGCCACCUUAGACCUUCUAAUCCUCCUCCUGGUCCUCUUCUCCGGCGCCUUCCUCCUCUCCUCCUACCUCUGCUACAUCUUCAACUCCCUCUCCCUCCUCCUCCCCUCCCUCCCCCUCUCCUACCUCCUCCCCUUCCUCCUCUUCUUCUCCCUCUCCCUCGCCGCCUUCUUCUGCGGCUCCCGAUCCCGCCGCUGCCAGCGCCAGGGAUGCAAGGGCCUCAAGAAGGCCAUGGAGUUCGAUUUGCAGAUUCAGCGCUUCGGCUCCUCCUCCGCCGAAAUCGAUAAGCUCCCCUGGAAGGGCGGCACUGAGGCCAACCCCGAUUACGACUGCCUCAGGUCCGAGCUCAGGAAGAUGGCUCCCCCUAACGGCCGUGCGCUUUUGCUCUUCCGGGCGCCCUGUGGCUGCCCCGUCGCCAAACUCGAGGCCUCCGGUCCCAAAAAGGGCAAACGCCAUAAGAGGACCCCACCCAGUGCGACUCUUAAUGGAGGAGGAGAUCAUCGUUGAUUGACUGUCAUGUUUCCCCCGCUGGCAUCUCGUUCUCAUUCUCAUUCUCAUCAUUUACUGCAAAACUUCUGAUCAGAACCAUUUUUUAAGAAAGAAAAAUAGCAAUCAGGUCUAAAAAAUCCUUCCUCAUAUAUCUGCAUUAUCUAGUAGUCUAUAAACUUUGGAAGGAUCGUACAGAAUUAACUGCAAUAAAUAUGUGAUUCGUCAUCGAGCCAUUUCAUUUAUUAUAGAUGUCCUAAAAUUGCUGACUUCA
Glycine soja is the source of this 913-nucleotide messenger RNA. RefSeq lists its product as uncharacterized. The coding region runs from base 16 to 660 and encodes 214 amino acids. NCBI's taxonomy places the organism in Eukaryota, Viridiplantae, Streptophyta, Magnoliopsida, Fabales, Fabaceae. The record is from RefSeq and is a predicted model, not a curated record. The transcript is spliced from 2 exons.